Patella vulgata (common limpet) is the source of this 2750-nucleotide messenger RNA. Its product is annotated as BET1 homolog. Gene Ontology annotation, molecular function: SNAP receptor activity. Bases 122 to 457 code for a protein of 111 amino acids. The record is from RefSeq and is a predicted model, not a curated record. The transcript is spliced from 4 exons. Gene Ontology annotation, cellular component: SNARE complex; Golgi trans cisterna. Lineage: Eukaryota; Metazoa; Mollusca; Gastropoda; Patellidae. Gene Ontology annotation, biological process: vesicle fusion with Golgi apparatus; endoplasmic reticulum to Golgi vesicle-mediated transport.
CUCUUUAAUUACACGUGUUUUAUACACCGGAAGAUUGCGAACUGUCAUACGUCGAAAAAAGUAAACAUAUUGUUUUGUUGUUUUUUUUACGCAUACUAGAUUAUUUACUUUCUUAUCAAAAAUGAGAAGAGCAAAUGCAGGAAAUGAACAGACAUAUGGAUAUACUCCAACUUCUCAGAUGUUAGAAGAUGAAAGUCAACAACUAGAAGAUCAACUUUCCAGUAAAGUGUCAGCAUUACGAACGCUCACAAUUGAUAUUGGUACUGAAGUGAGGAGUCAAAAUAAAAUGUUAAAUGACAUGGACAAUGAUUUUGACAAGUCUGGUGGAUUAUUGGCAUCCUCUAUGAAUAGAUUAAAAGCUAUAGCAAAAUCUGGUGGCCAUAGAUUUAUAUUUUAUCUGCUAUUAUUUGCUUUAUUUGUUUUUGGUGUAUGCUGGAUGAUUGUUAAAUUUCGGUGAUAAUGGUUUCAAAAACAAUGAAAAUUUAAAUAAUUUAUUUUCAACUUAAAGGUACUGACAAGAUCUAUUAAAGAAUAAUAAGCUUGUCACAUCUGAUUAAGUUUUGUUUUAGUUUUGUAUGAGAAAUAAUAUUUCAUGUUAGAUUUGUUAAUAAGAGAAUUGCCCACAAAUUUUUCUCUAAAAAUAAACACGAAAUACUGUUCAACAUUAGACAAAUGCAUGAUUAGAAAAAGAAGUUAUAAUAUGUGAAAUCACUAUAAAUACAAUUUACAGUUUUGUAGUAAGUAAAAUUAUAAUACAUAACAGCUAUGUAUAUAAAGAUAAUGAGUUUUCUAAAAUCAAAAAGCAUUCAAAAUAGAAAUCAUCACUGUCAUUAAAUACAUGUACUUGUAUAUAUAGGGAAUUGUUAAAGAUUAAUUUGCUCAUCACAAAGCUUCCAACUGAUAUGUAUAAUGAUGGCCAAAAUCUAUUUCAUUGAAUGAUUUAAUUUCUAAGUCUUUGGUUAAAGGAACCCUCCCAGAUUUUGUUGAAUCAAACAGAUUGAUUCUGUCUGGAAGACGCUUAGAAACCUUUUAUACUAGUCCUGUACAACUAUCUGAAGUUCAGUGGUUUCAGUUUGCACAUGUUUUUAGAGAUAAGUUUCAAAAUUACAUGCUGUCCUAAGUGCCUGUGGGUAGCCAUGUCUACAUGUACAUACUUGCGUAAGUUAAAGUGUAAGUGAAUGUUGUGAUUACAAAGUCAAUAUGAACAAUGAAAUUCCUUAAAUGAGUUACAUUACCCUGUUAAUUAAGGAAGCAAACUUUUCCAAACUGCUCAACCAUUUGGGCCAUUUCUCCACAGUUUGGCAUUUCAUUUGUAUGCUUAUCAAUUAUGGCGGUAUAUUAGAUUCAAAAUUCUAACAUACUAUCAUCUAAUUUCUAACUUCUGUUCAUGUAAUUUCUAACUUCUAUUCAUGUAAUUUCUAAAUUAAGACAAUGUAUCAUCCAAUUUCUAUUAUUAAGACGUAAAAUGUCUACUUCAUUGUCGCUUUACAUGUUAAGCAUGAAUGUCGAACAAAUUUAGAAUUUUGAUACUUCUACCUAGCAGCCAUCAUUAUAAUGUUGUUUGGUAUUGCCACCGUGUGCUCAAUUUGCGAUUGAGCACCUGAUCAAGACCAUUAUGUUGAUACAAAUAACUCACUCAUGACUCGCUCUUCGUCAGGUUGAAUGGUUUGGUGGAGUGUUAAAAUUGAACAAUUUCAUUUUCAUUUCUUAAUUUCACUGAGUCGUUUAUAUCAACAUUAUGGUCCCAAUCAGGUGCUCAACUACCAAAUUAGCACGCAGUGGCAACACCAAACGAAUUCAUAAUGAUGGUUGCUCCGCAGAAGUGUAAAUAUUCUAAAUUUGUUCGAUAUUCAUGCUAACCGUGUAAAUGAAGAAGACGUUGUUCGUCUCAAUAAUAAAAAUAAGAUGAAAUAGAAUUAAAAUUUACACUGAACAAAAAAAGAAGUUAGAUUAUACAUUGUCUUAAUUUAAAAAUUACAUGAAUAGAAGUUAGAAAUUACAUGAAUAGAAGUUAGAAAUUACAUGAAUAGAAGUUAGAAAUUGGACGAUAGCAUGUUAGAAUUUUGAAUCUAAUAUACGGCCAUAACCAAUGCGUAUCCUGAGAAGUCUAGCACUGCUGUUUUACAGUUACAUGUGUGUACUGUGUUAGUGUAUAAUUGUUAACAUGUUUUUAAAUGAAUGCUGAUUUUGUAAAUGGUAAUAGUGGAUGUUAAUUAAUUGAAUAUUUUCAUAUACAUUUUGUUUUGAAAGUGAUUUGGAAUGUGGUAUUUUAUGUUUAUGUCUGAAAAUAGUGAGAUUGUGUUUGACUCUCUUUAAUCACAUUUAAUAUUCCUGUUUUCAUUGACAGUCCAAGAUAAGUUGAUCUUAUGGUAUUAAUGAAACAAUUCUUCAUUUAAUUUACCAGUAUAUAUAUUAUUUGAAUAUUUACUUGUACAUAUUAUGUUUUGCUUAUGUAUAUAUAAAAGUAGGCCUACAUAUAAAUUUUAAUACAUAAACUGCGACCAUUUUAUACUUGGAAUGAUAAUAUUAACUUGAUAUCAUUAUUAUGUGUGCAUAUUUAUGUCACUCAUAUAUUAGGUUAAAGGUUGGUUAUUAUUAAAAUAUUUUACAGAAUUAAUCAUCUACUGGAGAAACAGUUUCUAUUUUUCACUAUUCUUUUAAAAUAUAACCAUAUUUGUUAUGCAAUUGUUUAGGUUUUCGGAAAAAAGAAAUCAAAUAACUGAUAAGAGAAUAAAUAUUUUUCAAUGCCA